AUGUCACAACCCUUGAAACUCCUGUUAGACAGCCCUGUCAUAAUUGCUGCCAUUUUCAUCUCUGGCAUUGGUGGGACAUUCCAGUAUGGUUUUCACAUAUCUGUCAUGACCUCCCCCUCUUUUUUCAUAAUGGAGCUGGUGAACCAAACAUGUGAACAGCGCUACGGUCUCUCGUUAGAACCCUGGCAAGUUUCUCUCAUUUGGUCUUUCCUUGUCUCAAUAUUCUGCAUUGGGGGGCUGCUGGGGUCCCUCUGUAGUGGUCUACUGACCUCCAACUAUGGGAGAAAGCAGUGCCUGAUGUUUAAUAAUCUUGUGGCCAUCAGCGGAGGAGUUUUAAUGCUGCUAAGCAAAACAGCCAUAUCCUUUGAAAUGAUCAUGGUUGGACGCUUCCUCUAUGGUAUCAAUGCAGGAAUUAGUCUCAGUAUUCACACAAUGUACCUAGUGGAAUGUGCCCCCAAGAGGCUACGAGGCAUGGUGGGAGUGACUGUUGCUACCUUCAUCUCCUUGGGGAAAUUCUGUGGUCAGCUGUUGGGGAUCAGUGAGCUACUCGGAACAGAGAACCGGUGGCCCUGGCUGCUUAGUUUCAACGGUUUCACUGCCUUACUCCAGCUACUCACACUACCCUUCUUACCGGAAUCACCCCGCUACCUACUGCUGGACAAGGGUGACCGCCAGGGCUGUGAAAAAGCUCUUAGGAGACUCUGGGGCGACAGGGACCACAGUGUGGAGGUGGAGGAGAUGUUGGAGGAGUAUGCGGCGCUACAGGGGGUUCGCAGUCACACAGUAAUGGAACUUAUCCAGAAUCGAACAAUACGCUGGCAGCUCUUAACCAUUCUUGUUACAUAUGUCACAUUGCAACUCUGUGGCAUCAAUGCUGUUUACUUUUAUUCAUUUGAUGUCUUCCGUGCGGCAGGAAUCCAAACCCACCAGCUGCGUUACGCCGCUUUGGGAACUGGACUGUGUGAGCUCACUACCUCUGUAGUCUGUUCUUUGGUGAUUGAGAAAACAGGGAAAAAAAUGCUUUUCGUGAGGGGUUACUUAGGCAUGGCCGCCACCCUUGGUCUCCUCACCAUCACGCUCUACUUGCAGAAUCAGGUCGCCUGGAUGCCAUACAGUAGCAUGGUCCUUAUCUUUAUCUUCAUCUUCUUCUUCGCUAGUGGACCAGCUGGAGUGACGGCCCCUCUGCCAGGGGAGAUCUUCACUCAGUCAUUCAAGUCAGCUGGAUAUACCAUCGCUUGCACCCUGAACUGGACAGGCCUGUUUCUACUAGGAAUGCUCUUUCCCCUCAUCGUGGAACAUCUGGAUUACUUUUGUUUUCUUUUAUUCUUGUUUUUUUGCCUCCUUUCUGGGUUGUAUGUUUGGUUCAAUGUCCCUGAAACCAGAAAUCUGACUGUCCUGGAAAUCAAUGUGGAGUUUCAGAAGAUGCAUUCAAAAUCUGAAAAAUUACCCCAAAGAACUGAAAACACACCUUAUGACACACAGACACACCAGACUAAACUCUGA
Molecule: messenger RNA, 1503 nt
Organism: Lampris incognitus (smalleye Pacific opah)
Lineage: Eukaryota; Metazoa; Chordata; Actinopteri; Lampriformes; Lampridae
Gene: slc2a11l
Product: solute carrier family 2 member 11, like
Exons: 12
Coding region: 1-1503 (500 amino acids)
Biological process (GO): monosaccharide transmembrane transport
Cellular component (GO): membrane
Molecular function (GO): hexose transmembrane transporter activity
Source: RefSeq, a predicted model, not a curated record